Messenger RNA from Clunio marinus, 1477 nucleotides. NCBI's taxonomy places the organism in Eukaryota, Metazoa, Arthropoda, Insecta, Diptera, Chironomidae. The record is from the annotation of a GenBank genome assembly.
UCAGUUUUGUUUGAGUUUUAAAGUUUAUAAGAGGCGGGUUUUGGUAAAAUAUUUUCUCAUUAAAUGGCAGCACCGGUACAUUAUUUGAAUAACAAUUUAAAGAUCCCAGCUCUUGGUGCGGGUACAGGAAAGCUUAAAGGAGAAACGGGUGUUCAAGCGAUUAAAGAUGCCAUAGAUGCUGGUUAUCGAUUAUUCGACACUGCUUUCCUCUACGGUAACGAAGACAUCGUUGGGCAAGCUAUCAGUGAGAAAAUAACCGAAGGCGUAGUGAAGCGUGAUGAGAUUUUUAUCAUUGGAAAACUCUGGGGAAUUCAUCAUGAUCAAGUGGAGCGAGCGUGCCGCGAGACAUGCCAACGAUUGAAAGUCGAUAACGUUGAUCUUUACCUGCUUCACUUUCCUGUGUCGUUUACUUUCCACAAUGACAGUGAGAAAUGGCCAAAAGAUGAUGACGUGCUUGACAAAGAUUACAUGGAUGUGUGGGUAGAGAUGGAGAAGUUAGUUCACCUUGGCUUGACCAAGAACAUAGGAGUCUCAAACUUCAACGAGAAGCAACUUGAACGUGUUUAUCGACUAUCGAAUCUGAAACCAAAGUGCCAUGAAAUCGAAUUUCAUCCAGGUUUUACUCGUUAUAGUUUAUUGAAACUAUGUAGGGAAUUAAAUAUUUCUGUUAUCGCUUACUGCCCUCUUGGUCGACACAAACUUGAAAAACAAGAGCCAAAGUUUCUUUACGACUCAAAAGUGCAGGAAAUUGCAGAAAAAUACAACAAAACCACAGCACAAGUAGCUCUUCGUUUCUCAGUGCAAUCCAACGUUAUUCCUAUUCCUAAAUCAGCUACAAAAUCUCGACUUAAAGAAAACAUAGACGUGUUCAAUUUUCAAUUAACAGAAGAUGAAGUUUCAUACCUUAAGAACUUCCAUGAUGAAGCAAAUCAAAUAUGUUUGUUUCACUUUGCAACGAGGAGUGAACAUUAUCCAUUCAAAUGAGAAAACCUCAUCAAAUGUUCUUGUUAUGAACUAUUAAUUGGCAAUUUGAAAUGAAAUUUUAAGUGUAAAGUAAUUUCUAUCGUCGCAAUUUUAGUCGAGAUAGUUUCAAAGUGUCUUAAUAUUCAAAUAAGUUUUGCAUUAAUUUAUAUUUCGGAAAACAAGAUUCUUGUGUUAACUCGACACAUAUCUAACUGUUCACAACUAGGUAUAUGAUAUCGGUUUAUUUUCUAAAACAUUAUCUUCGCAAUAAAUAAUGAAAGCUUCCCGAAUGGAUGCUUUUAGUAUUUCUUCUUCUGUUUUGCUUUUGCGGUUCCUCUACUUAGCUAACUUUGAUUAGUCUAUCACAUUAGAAAAAGAUCAUGUGGGAAGGAUUUUCCUUCCACUUUCUGCUCUAGCUUAAUAUUUAAUUCCUAGAGCUAAUAAAAAGAAAUUUCUUGCAUUUUUAUCUUUUCUCAUGAAAAAGAAACAACAGAAACUUGUGAUGUGAAGUGGG